UCGUCAAGGCAAGCCGAACACCGUUAAUCGCCUCCAUUCUGUGGCCUAUUAACACUAUCCAGCGGUAUCUUUUCUAUUUUCCAGAAGGAAUAUUUUCUAAGGACUGCGGUUAAUUGCGCUCCUAAACCUGUAGUACACGCGAGGACUUUUGCCUGUCUACAGCCUUUACAUUUUAACCGGAGACAUUUCUACUCAUCUGAGAAUCGGAUGCAGUUUCUAUGACAACAUCGACCUUUAGAUGUGAAGGAUGAGAGGAUGAAACGAUAGUCCUUAUUUAACGCAGACCCCCAUGGUACUCUGAUCAGUGUGAUUUAUAAAGCGGGAUCGAUAGUUCUCUGGACGGACGCGGACUCACUGCAUCGUAAUAAUGGACAACGGUCACACCAAGACGGUGGAGGAGUCUCUGGGCUUCUUCAGUGUCAAUGAAUCAACCGGCCUGAGCUGUGAGCAGCUGAGGAAGAGUCGGGACAGAUGGGGGCCCAAUGAGUUGCCUGCGGAAGAAGGUAAAUCUCUCUGGGAGCUGAUCCUGGAACAGUUUGAGGAUCUGUUGGUCAGAAUAUUGCUGCUGGCCGCAUGUAUUUCCUUUACUCUGGCUUGGUUUGAGGAAGGACAGGGGACAAUCACAGCUUUCGUGGAGCCAUUUGUCAUCCUCCUCAUCCUUAUUGCCAACGCCAUCGUAGGAGUAUGGCAGGAGCGUAAUGCAGAGAACGCCAUCGAGGCGCUGAAGGAGUACGAGCCGGAGAUGGGCAAGGUGUACCGGCAGGACAAGAAGAGCGUGCAGAGGAUCAGGGCUAGAGACAUCGUCCCGGGGGAGAUCGUUGAAGUAGCUGUUGGUGACAAGGUGCCUGCAGACAUAAGGCUGACCUCCAUCUGCUCCACAACCUUGAGGGUGGAUCAGUCUAUUCUGACGGGGGAGUCCGUCUCAGUUCUGAAGCACACUGACCCUGUGCCAGACCCCCGCGCUGUCAACCAGGACAAGAAAAACAUGCUUUUCUCAGGCACCAACAUAGCGGCGGGGCGGGCCAUCGGUGUGGUCGUGGCCACUGGGCUCCAGACGGAGAUCGGUAAGAUCCGGGACCAGAUGGCCGCCACGGACCCGGAGCGCACGCCCCUGCAGCAGAAACUGGACCAGUUUGGAGAGCAGCUGUCCAAGGUGAUCAGUGUGAUAUGCAUCGCGGUCUGGGCCAUCAACGUGGGCCACUUCAACGACCCUGUUCACGGCGGCAGCUGGCUGCGCGGUGCCGUGUACUACUUCAAGAUCGCUGUGGCGCUUGCCGUGGCGGCCAUACCAGAAGGUCUACCUGCUGUGAUCACCACCUGUCUGGCGUUAGGCACCAGGCGCAUGGCUCGCAAGAACGCCAUUGUCCGCUCCCUGCCCUCCGUGGAGACGCUGGGCUGCACCUCCGUCAUCUGCUCCGACAAGACGGGCACCCUGACCACCAACCAGAUGUCUGUCUGCCGGAUGUUUGUGGUGGAAAGUGUGUCAGGAGAACGCUGCAAUCUAAGCGAGUUCAAUAUCACCGGAUCAACAUAUGCCCCAGAAGGGGAAGUGUACAAAGAGGACCUGGCGGUCCGCUGCAGUCAGUAUGAGGGCCUGGUGGAGCUGGCCUCCAUCUGCGCCCUGUGCAACGACUCCUCUCUGGACUUCAACGAGUCCAAGGGUGUGUUCGAGAAGGUGGGCGAGGCCACAGAAACCGCCCUCUGCUGCCUGGUGGAGAAGAUGAACGUGUUCGACACGGACCUGCGAGGCAUCAGCCCGUCCGAGAGGGCCACCGCGUGCUGCUCCGUGAUCAAACAGCUGAUGAGGAAGGAGCUGACCUUGGAGUUCUCCAGGGACAGGAAGUCCAUGUCCGUCUUCUGCUCACCCAAUAAGCAGAACCGCUCCACCACAGGAGCCAAGAUGUUCAUCAAGGGGGCGCCAGAGAGCGUGCUGGAGCGCUGUAACUACAUCCGGGUCAGUGGGACGGGUUCGGACGCCGUGUCCACCCGGGUGCCCCUGAGCCCGGCCGUCCGCGAGCAGGUGCUGGCCACCGUGCGGGAGUGGGCCUCGGGGAGGGACACGCUUCGCUGCCUUGCCAUGGCAACCAGGGACACCCCCCCGGACCACCGCUCCCUCAACCUCGAGAACUCGGCCACCUUUGCAGACUAUGAGUCGGACUUGACGUUUGUGGGCUGCGUGGGCAUGCUAGACCCCCCCAGGAAGGAGGUGCUGGGCGCGGUGCGGAUGUGUCGCCAGGCUGGCAUACGGGUCAUCAUGAUCACAGGUGACAACAAGGGCACGGCCCUGUCCAUCUGCCGGCGCGUGGGUAUCAUCACGGAGCAGGAGGAGGCGGAGGGCGCCGCCUCCCCCUUCGGCGUGGGGCUGACGGGCAGAGAGUUUGACGAGCUGCCUCCCCACCUCCAGCGCCAGGCCUGCCGCAACACGCGCUGCUUUGCCCGUGUGGAGCCGGCCCACAAGAGCCGCAUCGUGGAGUACCUGCAGAGCCUGAACGAGAUCACCGCCAUGACGGGAGACGGCGUGAACGACGCUCCGGCACUGAAGAAGGCGGAGAUCGGCAUCGCCAUGGGCAGCGGCACGGCCGUGGCAAAGUCGGCGUCGGAGAUGAUCCUGGCUGACGACAACUUCAGCACCAUAGUGGCGGCGGUGGAGGAGGGCCGCGCCAUCUACAACAACAUGAAGCAGUUCAUCAGAUACCUCAUCUCCUCCAACAUAGGGGAGGUAGUCUGCAUCUUCAUGACGGCGGCGCUGGGCAUGCCCGAGGCGCUCAUCCCCGUCCAGCUGCUGUGGGUCAACCUGGUCACCGACGGCUUCCCGGCAACCGCCCUGGGCUUCAACCCCCCCGACCUGGACAUCAUGUCCCGCGCCCCACGCACCCCCAAGGAGCCGCUGAUAUCCGGCUGGCUGUUCUGCCGCUACCUCAUCAUUGGAUGCUAUGUGGGGGCAGCCACAGUGGGAGCUGCUGCCUGGUGGUUCAUGGCCGCCCACGAUGGCCCCAAACUGUCCUUCUACCAGCUGUCCCACUACCUGCAGUGCAGCGAAGGCCACAGUGAAUUUGCCGGUGUGCAGUGCUCUGUGUUUGAGUCCCCCUACCCGAUGACCAUGGCGCUGUCUGUCCUGGUCACCAUAGAGAUGUGCAAUGCCCUGAACAGUCUGUCAGAGAACCAGUCCCUGUUGAAGAUGCCUCCCUGGUCCAACCCGUGGCUGGUGGGAGCCAUAUGUCUGUCAAUGGCCCUACACUUCCUUAUCCUCUACGUAGACCCGCUGCCUGUCGUCUUCCAGAUCCGUCCUCUGUCCUGGACCCAGUGGGUGGUGGUGCUGAAGAUGUCACUUCCUGUCAUUUUCAUGGAUGAGGCACUCAAGUUUCUGGCUCGCAACUAUAUCGAACCUGGCAACCAGCUUCUGGAGGAUGAGGAGGAGCUCCAGAGGAUGAGAGGGGCGGGACUAAUGGAAGCAAUGACGACGAGGGUCAGCCGGCCAAUGAGAGGCGUGUCAUGGUCCUUCGUCUUCAUCUCUGUGCCGCUAUUGGUCUGGAUCUACAGUCUGGAUUCUGACAUCACCAACAUCUUCUGGGAAUGAAGACUGAGCGAGCAUAAAAGGA
Gadus chalcogrammus (walleye pollock) is the source of this 3599-nucleotide messenger RNA. Its product is annotated as sarcoplasmic/endoplasmic reticulum calcium ATPase 2. The transcript is spliced from 24 exons. Gene Ontology annotation, cellular component: membrane. The coding region runs from base 368 to 3577 and encodes 1069 amino acids. Lineage: Eukaryota; Metazoa; Chordata; Actinopteri; Gadiformes; Gadidae. The record is from RefSeq and is a predicted model, not a curated record. Gene Ontology annotation, molecular function: P-type calcium transporter activity; ATP binding; ATP hydrolysis activity. Gene Ontology annotation, biological process: calcium ion transmembrane transport; intracellular calcium ion homeostasis.